Cygnus atratus (black swan) is the source of this 3524-nucleotide messenger RNA. It is a transcript of the gene ADAM8, whose product is annotated as ADAM metallopeptidase domain 8. Lineage: Eukaryota; Metazoa; Chordata; Aves; Anseriformes; Anatidae. The transcript is spliced from 23 exons. Bases 87 to 2723 code for a protein of 878 amino acids. Gene Ontology annotation, molecular function: metalloendopeptidase activity; cell adhesion molecule binding. Gene Ontology annotation, biological process: regulation of cell-cell adhesion; inflammatory response; proteolysis. The record is from RefSeq and is a predicted model, not a curated record.
UCCCGCCGCCCGUGGGUGAGUCACGCCGGGCGGGGGCUGCCGGCGCGGCGCGGCGCGGAGCGGCUGAGGCCGGGCAGUGCCGAGCCAUGGUCCCCACGCUCGUCCUCCUCCGGCUGCUGGGGCUGCUGCUGCUGCUCGGCCACGGCAUCUCUAGUGGGCCAGAGGAGGAGCUGGUCCAUGUUGAGCAGUAUGAGAUGGUGAUGCCACGCAGGGUGCUGGAGCCCCGGGGGAAGAGGGACCUCUCUGCAUCACCUAGCACCUACCUGGACCAUGUCCUCUACAGCAUCCAAGCUGAAGGCAGGGACUACCUUCUGCACCUAGAGAAGAACAAGGAGCUGCUGGGACAGCAUUACACUGAGACACACUACUUGGCUGAUGGCACAGAGAUCACAGAGAAGCCAGAUGUCCAGGAUCACUGCUUUUACCAAGGCCACGUUGUGGGGUACACAGACUCUGCAGCAAGCAUCAGCACCUGUGGUGGGCUCAGUGGCUUUUUCCAAGUGAAUGAGACCACCUUCCUGCUGAAGCCUCUGGAGGAGGACGAGGCCGGCUGGCAUGCGGUGUACAGAGCUGCCCACCUCAGGACAAAGCGCAGCGCGUGCCAAGAGGCCGGUGCCACCCUGGAGUAUGACCACGACCUUAAAAUUGCUGCACCCAUGAAGCUCUAUCGCUGGAAAUCAGCCCAGUUACACAAAGGGCCCCGAUACGUGGAGCUUGUCCUGGUUGUGGACAAUGAAGAGUUCAGAAAAUACAAGGACUUGCGCAGGGUGCAGAACCGCAUGAAGGAAAUUGUGAACCAUGUUGACAAGCUUUACCAGCCUCUGGGCCUGCGUGUGGCCUUGAUUGGCUUGGAGGUGUGGAGCAACAGGGAUAAAAUCACCGUCAGUCGCAAUGCAGAGGUGACACUGGAGAACUUCCUCCGCUGGCGGGAGACGGAGCUGCUGAAGAGGAAGCAGCACGACAAUGCCCAGCUGAUCACUGGUGUAGACUUCCAUGACACGACCGUAGGGCUGGCAAAGAAGCUUGCGAUGUGCACCAGGGACUCAGGCGGUGUCAAUCAGGACCACAGCAUGGAUCCUAUUGGUGCUGCAUCCACCAUGGCUCAUGAGAUGGGACACAACCUAGGGAUGUCUCAUGAUGAAGAUAUUGCUGGCUGCCACUGUCCUGUCAUCAAAGAUCAAGGAGGAUGUGUUAUGGCAGCGAAGAUCAGCCUGACUUAUCCCAGGCUCUUCAGCAGCUGCAGUGAGCAGGACAUGUGGCAGUUCCUCAAGGACCCCAGGACCAGCUGCCUGCUGAAUGUCCCCCGGGCGGAUGAGCUGUACGGGGAGCCAGUGUGUGGGAACCGGUUUGUAGAGCGGGGAGAGCAGUGCGACUGCGGAAGGCCAGAGCCACCUUGGACUCUGCUGUCUCAAAACCAAGCCAUUUUUGGCUGUGUCUCACAGGAGUGCUUUGAUCGCUGCUGCAACGCCACCACCUGCCAGCUGAGAGAGGGGGCCAAGUGCGCACAAGGUGACUGCUGCCAGGACUGCAAGGUGAAGGCUGCCGGCACAAUAUGCCGGGCCAGCAAGAAUGACUGUGACCUUCCCGAGCACUGCACUGGCCUCAGCCCCGAGUGCCCGGAGGAUGUCUUCCAGGAAAACGGCAUCCCCUGCCAGAGUGGCAAUGGCUACUGCUACAACGGGGCCUGCCCCUCGCAUGCUGAGCAGUGCCGUGUGCUCUGGGGCGCAGCAGCCCGAGUAGCUCCCGAUGAAUGCUUUAAGCAGAACAGCAGGCAAGACCUCAAACUCCACUGCCUGACUGAGUCUGGGAAGAGGCCCUGCAGCCCCAAGGAUGUGAAGUGCGGCACACUGCUGUGCACGAGUGACACCACCAGUCCUGUCCUUGGCAGCGGCUUCUUCACUCUCUCCUUUGGCCAGUUCAAGUGCAAAGCAGCCCUCGACAGCAACGAUGGCAACGAGUUGGUGGCUAACCUCAGGCUGGUGCCCACUGGCACCAAGUGUGGGGAGGAGAUGGUCUGCUACGCUGGGCGCUGCCAGAACCUUCUGGUCUAUGGCAAGAAGAACUGCUCAGCAAAGUGUAACAGCCACGGGGUGUGCAAUCACAAGCGGGAGUGCCACUGUGAGCCAGGGUGGGCACCACCAUACUGCCAGCACAAGGUUUUGGAGCUCACACCAGGGGGCAGCAGCAUGGUCCUGGCUGCUGUGCUGUCCGUGCUGGCACUCUCCAGCAUCCUGCUCGGCGGAGGUGUUGUUCUGCUCAGAGGCAGAGGGAAGAGGUACUUCCAGAAGGGGACCUCCAGCAGAACCACCACUGGCCUCACCAACCCGGUCUUUCAGGAGGGGAGCCGGCUGCAGCCUCCCGGCAGCCAGCUGUCCCACCGUGACAUCAGCAGCCCCAAUCUGCUCAGCACCACAGCGGCCCCACGCAGCACCCGGCCCCUGGUGCCCAGCCGCCCGGUCCCGCAGGUCCCUUCCCAGCAGCCAGAAGGACUCAAGUCUCUCCUCUCCUGUCCCCAGGAGAGGCCAAAGCCACCCAGGAAGCCUCUGCCAGCCCUAAAGAGGAAGGAGCCCUGCGGUGUGGUGGCAGGAGCACCGUCACCAUCACCACCAGUGCCUCCUACUAAGCCUCUGACCCUCUCGUCUCAGCCAUGUACAUCCCUGGUCCUGCCCCAGCUGGACAUCCCCCCCAAGGUGGCCCCGAAGCCGACAGCAGCCAGAAGGUGACCUGGGACAUGUCCGUCACUGCGACAGAGGAGGUGUGGGUGCUGGCACUUUGGCAGGAUGGCUGAGGGCCGCUGUGUCUUGUGUCACCGGUACUUGAAUCGCUUGCUGGACCUCCCCGGACAGCAUCCAUGUUUACAGAUAUUCGAGUUGUGCCUUAACAGACUUUGUAGCUUUAUGAAUUGCCCAGACAGCCAUGAGCUGGGGGCUCAGUGUCAGAGGGAGACCAGCAGCAGGGACAAUGCUGACACCACUGUCCCCCCAGGAACCCCCCCCCCCAAACAAUGCCUGUUUUUCUCCCCCAAGCCCCUCUUGGUGCCGCUGAUGGGACAGCUCUGAUUUGGAGGCCAGCCUGGGUUGUUACGGGCUGUCCUGUGCUCUGGGUGCUGCUGCCUUCUCCCUACACGUAGUGAAUGUGUCGUUCCUCACAUACCAUCCCUGUUGAGGCCACGGUAAGGAGCUCUUGGCCCUAAACACACUGGGGUGGCACAAUGGGGAUGCUGUGUAGAGCUGACACUGUAGCCAGGGACAGCCGCACCACACAUCUUGCCAGGGGCUCUGGCAGGUCCGAGCCAGGCUUGGCUUCACUGUGGUGUCCCUCCCCACCAGGUUUUUAGCUCUGAAGUUACCACUCAAGCUACUGAUCUCUUGAAAUAAGAUUUCCCCUGUGCGUUUUUACUGUGGCUGUUAAUUUAAGAUGAUUACAUGAUCGUUUUGAGCCAUUUGUUGUGAAAUUGAUCCUCCCCCUUUUUUUUACAUCAUUUAGGCUGAGGGCUUUUAUACAAAUAAAGACUGAAGACAGUG